AUGGCAUCAAACGUGAACUCGCGCAAUCAGUCAUUCAAGCUCGACAAACUGUUCGACGUCUCUAACAAAGUGGCCCUCGUGACGGGCGGCGGCAGCGGCAUCGGGCUGAUGAUCACGCAGGCGCUGGCGACCAACGGGGCCAAAGUCUACAUCUGCGGACGGACCGAGGAGAAGCUCGAGCGGGUGGCCGAGCUGUACGGCCAGGACAUCCCCGGCCAGAUCAUCCCCGUGACGGCGGACGUGUCGCAGAAGGACGACAUCAAGAGACUCGUGGGCGAGAUCUCGUCCAAGGAGAAGUGCCUGUGCAUCCUGGUCAACAACGCGGGCAUCUCGCUCAACACGCAGCAGACCGAGGCGUCGUCGGCCGAGGAGAUGUCCCAGAACCUGUUCGACGACGCCGACGAGACGUUCGACAUGUGGACCGACACGUACCGGACCAACGUGCCGCAGCUGUUCUUCAUGACGACGGCCUUCCUGCCGCUCCUGCAGGCCGCGCACGAGCACAACGACAACUUCUCCGGCACCGUCAUCAACAUCACCUCCAUCUCGGGCAUCGUCAAGACGGCCCAGCACCACUUCGCCUACAACGCGUCCAAGGCCGCCGCGAACCACCUCUCGGUCAUGCUGGCCAACGAGGUCGCCCAGAACGGGCUCAAGGUCCGCAUCAACAGCAUCGCCCCGGGCGUCUUCCCCAGCGAGAUGACCGCCGGCGACAGCGGCGGCGACCAAAAGUCCCACAUCCCCCGCGAAAAGUACGAGAGCAAGGUCCCCGCCCGCCGGCCGGGGGAGGACCACGACAUGGCCAACGCCAUCCUCUUCGCCGCCACCAACCAGUACCUGAACGGCCAGACCGUCGCCGUGGAUGGCGGCUAUAUCCUCAGUGCCGGCAGUGGGCCGUAG
Molecule: messenger RNA, 900 nt
Organism: Fonsecaea nubica
Lineage: Eukaryota; Fungi; Ascomycota; Eurotiomycetes; Chaetothyriales; Herpotrichiellaceae
Exons: 1
Coding region: 1-900 (299 amino acids)
Molecular function (GO): oxidoreductase activity
Source: RefSeq, a predicted model, not a curated record